Artibeus jamaicensis (Jamaican fruit-eating bat) is the source of this 1565-nucleotide messenger RNA. RefSeq names its product RAB39A, member RAS oncogene family (gene RAB39A). Gene Ontology annotation, molecular function: GTP binding; GTPase activity. Bases 94 to 747 code for a protein of 217 amino acids. Gene Ontology annotation, cellular component: Golgi membrane. NCBI's taxonomy places the organism in Eukaryota, Metazoa, Chordata, Mammalia, Chiroptera, Phyllostomidae. The record is from RefSeq and is a predicted model, not a curated record. Gene Ontology annotation, biological process: Rab protein signal transduction. The transcript has 2 exons.
GAGAGGUGCUGAAGGGACAGUUCCCGCGGCGGAACUGGCCGGGGGCUGUUGGGAGGGUGUGGCAGCCCUCGGAGCCGGCCGGGCACGUGAGCGAUGGAGACAAUAUGGAUCUACCAGUUCCGCCUCAUCGUGAUCGGGGACUCCACCGUGGGCAAGUCGUGCCUCCUGCACCGCUUCACCCAGGGCCGCUUUCCCGGGCUGCGCUCCCCCGCCUGCGACCCCACCGUCGGCGUGGACUUCUUCUCCCGCCUGCUGGAGAUCGAACCCGGCAAGAGGAUCAAGCUGCAGCUCUGGGACACGGCGGGUCAGGAGCGGUUCAGAUCAAUAACUCGAUCUUAUUACCGCAACUCAGUUGGUGGAUUUUUAGUAUUUGACAUAACUAACCGACGAUCUUUUGAACAUGUGAAAGAUUGGCUAGAAGAAGCAAAAAUGCACGUACAGCCAUUUCGGAUAGUAUUUCUGCUAGUGGGACACAAAUGUGACUUAGCUUCACAACGUCAAGUUACAAGAGAAGAAGCUGAAAAACUGUCAGCAGACUGUGGUAUGAAGUAUAUAGAAACCUCAGCAAAAGAUGCUACAAAUGUUGAGGAAUCCUUCACUAUCUUAACCAGAGACAUAUAUGAACUUAUCAAAAGGGGAGAAAUUUGUAUUCAGGAUGGCUGGGAAGGGGUUAAAAGUGGUUUUGUUCCAAACACUGUGCAUUCUUCUGAGGAAGCAGUGAAGCCCAGGAAAGAGUGCGUCUGCUGACUUCAAACAUGCCAAAGAACUAACAAGAACUGAUUAGAUGUCAUUUCAGGAUAAACACCAACGUUACCAGGAAAAUGAUGCAAUGAAACAAUUAUAAAAAAGUGCUAAACCUGUGUUAACACUAUUUUGUAAGAUAUUUGAUUCAGAGCAUGAUGCUUACUUAUAUAUAACACUACAAGAUUGAGUAUUUUGCUAAGAUAUCAGGCAAAGAAGACAACUUUUUCUUUUUUUUAAUUUUAAAAAUUUAAUUGUUAUUCAAGUACAGCCUCUGUCUUCUACUCCCAUCCGAGCCCACCCCCCGCAGUGUUCCCCACUUCCCUCCCAUUUCCCACCCCCCUUAGUUGUGAAGACAACUUUUUCUUGAAACUACCAAAUUACCCCUGUUCUCACUUUGUCGGCAUAUAGCUGAACUUAAUUUCCAAAUAUGUCAAUAUUACUCAUUUUUAUUGACAUAUUGAAAUGGGUUUUUUGUACAAAUACAGUCUGAUUGAAAAGAUUUAACAAGAAUUACAUUCUGAGUUAAUUUAUUAGUAUUGAAUAGUAAAGUAGAUUUAAAAGUGCACUGUUCACAUACAAAUUAAACAAUCUUAGAGGUAUCAACUGAGACUAAAAUAGCAGUUUUUUGUUUAAGGUACCAGAUUUUUAUUCUCUGAAAUAUUUGUCUUCCCUUAAUUUUGCCUGAACAUAACAAAAUAAGUUUUAUACUCAUUUUUGUUCUCUAAUUUAUUGCUCCUGAAAAUUUUAUGUUUUAUGAAGCUAUGUAAGGAUCCAAGCAAAAUAUUUUAUUGCAAAUAUUUAUAAAAAUAAAAACAAAGGAC